This is a messenger RNA of Perognathus longimembris pacificus (Pacific pocket mouse), 427 nucleotides long. Its product is annotated as U6 snRNA-associated Sm-like protein LSm7. Gene Ontology annotation, biological process: mRNA splicing, via spliceosome; nuclear-transcribed mRNA catabolic process. The transcript has a single exon. Gene Ontology annotation, molecular function: RNA binding. Lineage: Eukaryota; Metazoa; Chordata; Mammalia; Rodentia; Heteromyidae. Bases 40 to 354 code for a protein of 104 amino acids. Gene Ontology annotation, cellular component: U2-type prespliceosome; U12-type spliceosomal complex; spliceosomal tri-snRNP complex. The record is from RefSeq and is a predicted model, not a curated record.
CUUAGAUAAGAGCCAAACCGGGGGGCACGCAGCGGAAAAAUGGCGGACAAGGAGAAGAAGAAGAAGAAGGAGAGUAUCCUGGACUUGUCCAAGUACAUUGACAAGACCAUCAGGGUGAAGUUCCAGGGAGGCCGAGAAGCCAGUGGAAUCCUGAAGGGCUUUGACCCACUGCUCAACCUCGUGCUGGACGGCACCGUGGAGUACAUGCGAGAUCCCGACGACCAGUACAAGUUCACAGAGGACACGCGGCAGCUGGGCCUGGUGGUGUGCCGGGGCACUUCGGUGGUGCUCAUCUGCCCGCAGGAUGGCAUGGAGGCCAUCCCCAACCCCUUCAUCCAGCAGCAGGAGGCCUAGUUUCCCACCCGGCCUGCCGCAGGCCCACACCCGGCCACCACAAGCCUUUUUGUACAGUUGACUUUUUUUUCAU